Ricinus communis (castor bean) is the source of this 2295-nucleotide messenger RNA. Its product is annotated as calcium and calcium/calmodulin-dependent serine/threonine-protein kinase. Gene Ontology annotation, molecular function: calcium ion binding; calcium-dependent protein serine/threonine kinase activity; calcium/calmodulin-dependent protein kinase activity. Gene Ontology annotation, biological process: intracellular signal transduction; peptidyl-serine phosphorylation; protein autophosphorylation. The record is from RefSeq and is a predicted model, not a curated record. Gene Ontology annotation, cellular component: cytoplasm; nucleus. The transcript has 7 exons. The coding region runs from base 669 to 2195 and encodes 508 amino acids. NCBI's taxonomy places the organism in Eukaryota, Viridiplantae, Streptophyta, Magnoliopsida, Malpighiales, Euphorbiaceae.
AUAUGGAUGCCCCUUGCCUUUUUCAAUCUCUUUAUGACAAUGUCUUUUAGGCAGAAAAAGAAAGUAAAUAUUUGUAUAACCAAAAGGAUUAGUCCUGCUUUAGCUAAAAGAAUGGUAAAUUUGGUUGGCAAGGGAGAGUACACCUAUUCUUUGUAAAUUAGAGUUGGAUUCUUAUAUGGGGGACUCUGAAAGUUUAUUUUUGAAUGUAAUAGGCCGAGGAGAUUGUGCCUUAAAAUCACCCAAAAAGGAAAUAUUGAUGUGCCAAUUUCCGGAAAAGAAAUAACAACAAUGAAAUGUUAACUUCUAAAUACCCUUAUCAAAUAAUAGAAUAUAAAAGAAAAGUACAUUUUUGCAUAUGAGAUGUGGAAAGUCAUCAUACAAAGGUUUAGUUGAGUCUGUCUUUGUCUCUUCUACUUCAGCUCUUAUUCUUGAAUUUAUUCCCUCGUUUCCAUAACAAAGAAAGUUUUAUUCAUAUUUUAUAGUAUAAACUAAUGCAAAAUCUCUUCUAAAGCUGAUGUCAAUUCCUUUGUCAUUAUGUAUCAAUCCGCGUUUCAACUUCUCUCUCUCUGUCAUUAAUUCCCUUAUUAUUUAUUAUUAAUGUUCCUCCUUAAGUAUUCAAGAUUCCAUUUCUUUCGGGGUGUUGUUGGCUACCUGGCAAGUAAGUUUCCAUGGGACAGAAAAGCAAAAAACUUUCUGAUGAAUAUGAAGUCUCGGAUAUUCUUGGAAGAGGUGGAUUCUCAGUUGUAAGACGGGGUAUAAGAAAGUCUACUACUGGAGAAACAAAUCAUGUAGCUAUCAAGACACUCAGAAGAUUAGGUUCAUCAGGAAUUCCUGGCAGCAACUUUCCGACAUGGAAGCAGGUUUCCGUAUCCGAUGCAUUGCUAACAAACGAGAUCUUGGUUAUGAGAAAGAUUGUAGAAUAUGUAUCACCUCAUCCCAACGUUAUUGACCUUUAUGAUGUCUAUGAGGAUCAAAAUGGCGUGCACCUUGUGCUAGAACUUUGUUCUGGAGGUGAGCUUUUUGAUCGGAUUGUAGCUCGGGACAGGUACUCAGAGCGAGAAGCUGCAGCCGUAAUUAGGCAGAUUGCACGAGGAUUAGGGGCGAUUCACCAGGCUAAUAUCAUCCAUAGGGACUUGAAGCCGGAAAACUGUCUUUUCUUGAAUGAAAAAGAUGAUUCUACUUUGAAGAUCAUGGACUUUGGAUUGAGUUCAGCAGAGGAGUUCACCGAUCCAGUUGUCGGAUUGUUUGGCUCCAUCGAUUAUGUCUCACCAGAGGCUCUUUCUCAGGGAAGAAUCAGUUCCAAAAGUGACAUGUGGUCUGUGGGAAUAAUCUUGUAUAUUCUGCUCUCUGGGUAUCCACCAUUCAUUGCUCAGUCAAAUCGGCAGAAGCAACAGAUGAUCAUGGCCGGUGAUUUUAGUUUCUAUGAGAAAACUUGGAAAAAUAUUACUUCAUCAGCAAAGCAAUUGAUUGCUGAUCUCCUACAAGUUGAUCCUCAAAGGAGGCCGAGUGCUCAAGAUGUUCUCAGUCAUCCAUGGGUGAUAGGUGAUUCCGCCAAAGAGGAACAGAUGGACCCUGAGAUUGUUUCAAGACUGCAGAGUUUUAAUGCCCGUAGAAAACUCCGUGCUGCAGCAAUAGCCAGUGUAUGGAGUAGCACAAUUUUUUUGAGAACCAAGAAGCUAAAAUCUUUACUGGGCACACACGACCUUAAAGAAGAUGAAAUUGAGAAACUCAGAGUACACUUUACAAAACUAUGCGCCAAAGGUGACAAUGCCAUCCUGUCCGAAUUUGAGGAGGUCCUGAAGGCAAUGAACAUGUCAUCGCUGAUCCCUCUUGCACCUCGCAUCUUUGAUCUAUUCGACAACAACCGGGAUGGAACAGUUGACAUGAGAGAGAUACUUUGCGGGUUCUCUAGUCUUAGGAACUCUCAAGGAGAUGACGCUCUUCAUCUGUGUUUCCAGAUGUAUGAUACAGAUAGAUCCGGAUGCAUCACCAAGGAAGAAGUAGCAUCCCUGCUCAGAGCUUUGCCUGAAGACUGCCUUCCAGCAGAUAUCGCAGAACCUGGAAAACUAGAUGAAAUAUUUGAUCGCAUGGAUGCCAACAGUGAUGGCAAAGUCACCUUCGAUGAGUUCAAAGCUGCUAUGCAGAGAGACAGCUCCCUGCAGGAUGCACUCCUAUCCUCACUUCGUCAACAAUAAUUUUCUCAAAUUCUACUUAUGCUUUUGCUAUUGCUUUUCUUAAGUUUUCCUUGACCAUUCAUGUUAUGGGCAAUAGAAACUAUGAUAGAAUGCGUACUAA